Messenger RNA from Kockovaella imperatae, 2137 nucleotides. RefSeq lists its product as hypothetical. Gene Ontology annotation, biological process: lysyl-tRNA aminoacylation. Lineage: Eukaryota; Fungi; Basidiomycota; Tremellomycetes; Tremellales; Cuniculitremaceae. The transcript is spliced from 7 exons. The record is from RefSeq and is a predicted model, not a curated record. Gene Ontology annotation, cellular component: cytoplasm; cytosol. Bases 61 to 1968 code for a protein of 635 amino acids. Gene Ontology annotation, molecular function: tRNA binding; ATP binding; lysine-tRNA ligase activity.
CUUUCCAGUCGACUCGUUGUGGGAGCAUUGCUAUUGAAUACAUCCCGAGUCGUUCAUUGUAUGCUUAGAAGCUUGGGUCGAGUCUUUCAAGCAAACAGACCAAUACCCAGCUACACAUCCGCUGGUCCUAGUACAUUUCUCACCUUACACGCCAAAUCGUUCACCAUGUCCGCGCCCAACGAAGCAAAUUUGCACAAGGAUGAGGUGACUGGAGAGAUGGUGUCCAAGUCAGAGCACAAGAAGCGAAUCAAGGAACGACAAAGGGCCGAAGUCAAGGCUGCUUCUCAAGCUAAAAAGGCUGAAGAAGCUGCCUCUCAGCCCAAGAAGGCUGCUGCAGGUCCUUCGGCAGCUGCCAAGGAGGCGGAGAUGGACGCCGUGGCCUUCUACGAAUUGAGAUCCAAAACCAUCAACAAGCUCCGUCAGACCAAGAACCCGAAUCCUUACCCUCACAAGUUCAACGUCGACCAAUCUAUCCCUCGAUAUAUUGCAGAGUGGGGUGCGGAGGGCAAGAUUGAGAAUGGAACGAGUGCAUCUGAUGCUAAACCGGUUUCAUUAGCUGGUCGUGUGAUGUCUAUCCGAGAGUCCGGGGCUAAGAUCAAGUUCUACGAUGUCCAUGCGGAUGGCCACAAGGUCCAAAUUCUGGCACAGGAGCAGCACGCAGAGUCACCCGAAGCCUUUGCUCAGGAGAAUGAAAUCAUUCGACGUGGCGAUAUUAUCGGUGCCACUGGUAUUCCAUCACGUACGAAGAUGGGGGAACUGUCCCUUCUCGCAUCCAAAAUUCAACUUUUGUCGCCAUGCUUGCAUCAACUUCCAGGGCGUGAGGGUCUAGUUGACCAAGAGACGAGAUACCGAAAGCGAUACCUUGACUUGAUUGUCAACAGCCAUACUCGAGAUACAUUUAUCACUCGAGCCAAAGUCAUCCAACACGUCCGCAGAUUCCUCGACAAUCUUGGCUUCCUCGAAGUAGAAACACCCAUGACAUCCAUGGUUGCUGGAGGAGCCACAGCCAAACCAUUCAUCACCCACCACAAUGACCUCAAGCUCGACCUUUUCCUCCGUAUCGCGCCUGAAUUGUAUCUCAAGGAGCUCGUCGUUGGUGGUCUGAACCGAGUCUUUGAAAUUGGCCGAGUGUUCCGAAACGAACAGAUCGAUAUGACCCACAACCCCGAAUUCUCCAUCUGUGAAUUUUAUAUGGCCUACGCAGACAUGUACGAUUUGAUGGAGAUGACCGAGACCAUGAUCACAGAUCUCGUGAUCAAACUAUUUGGAACUACAAAGGUCCAAUUCCACCCACAGGGCAAAGGCGAGGGCAAGCCAGUUCUUGAGGCCGAUUUUAAGCGACCAUGGAAGCGAUUCGACAUGAUUGGCGAGUUGGAGGACAAGCUGGGUGUCAAGUUCCCGCCUGGAGAGACACUGCAUGAUGACAAUGCGAACAAGUUCUUGCGUGAUUUAUGUGCAAAGCACAAUGUCGACUGCUCAGAGCCCAAGACAAAUGCCAGAUUGCUGGACAAACUUGUCGGCGAGUUCAUCGAAACCCAAUGUAUCAGCCCCUCUUUCAUUGUCGGUCAUCCUCAAGUCAUGUCCCCCCUCGCCAAAUACCAUCGAUCCCGACCAGGCCUUUGUGAACGAUUCGAGGGUUUCAUCUUCACCAAAGAAGUCUGCAACGCCUAUACCGAACUGAACGAUCCAUUCGACCAGAGAGACCGAUUCGUUGAGCAGUCGAGACAGAAGGAUCAAGGAGAUGACGAAGCUCAAGGCGUCGAUGAAACAUUUAUCAAUGCUUUGGAAUACGGAUUGCCACCGACUGGAGGUUGGGGUUUGGGUAUCGAUCGAUUGGUCAUGUUCUUGACUGAUUCAGCGAAUAUCAAGGAAGUCCUCUUGUUCCCCGCGAUGAGACCUGUCGUUGCCAAUUCGGUGGAAGCUGUCGCUCCGGCUGAGAAGGCCAGCGAGGCUGCCAAGGCGGAGUAAGGACCAACGAAAUAGGCAAAUAGGCAUUGACGAAAGGAUAUUUUGUAUUUAGAUCCUUAGAUAUUUGAUGCAGUCGAGAAAUGGAAAAUCCAAGGAAUCGUCUGGCCAUAUAGCUCAGCGUCGGAAGGCACAUGACGACAUUGUUCAUGACUAAAUGAUAAAAUACAAG